AAAACGGAUUUUCUUAAAUCAAAAGUGAAACAGGCGAGAGAAAAGCUACCAUUUUCGUCACUUCUCAAAAAUAUUUGAGAUGAGUAGCCCUUCCCAAGCCCCAGUAUUUGGUCGCGCGAAUAGUUCGUAAAUGAAAUAGUGAAAGCAUGGAAAAUCAGUUGGAAGUUUUAGCUGGGUGUUAUGAGCAAAUUUUGUUUGGUUAUCGGGUUGACAGGAAUGGAGAGACCUGGUCACCGGUAGCUGACUUUACACAUCAUGCACAUACUGCUUCUUUGUCCGCAGUGGCUGUAAGCGACAGAUACAUUGCAACUGGCAGUAAGGAUGAGACCAUCUAUAUUUAUGACAUGAAAAAGAGAGUUGAACAUGGCACCUUGUUACAUCACCAUGGUACAAUUUCCUGUCUUGAAUUUUAUGGCAAUACUCAUCUGAUCAGUGGAGCUGAAGAUGGUCUGAUUUGUAUUUGGAGCACAAAAAAAUGGGAAUGUCUCAAAAGCAUCAAAGCUCAUAAAGGCCAUGUGACAUCUGUUUCUGUACACCCAUCUGGAAAAUUGGCUCUAUCAGUGGGAAGAGACAAAACUCUGAGGACAUGGAAUUUAAUAGAAGGCAGAUCUGCGUUUAUAAAGAAUAUAAAGCAAGAAGCGCACAUAGUACAGUGGUCUCCAAAAGGAGAGAAGUACAUUGUGGUUGUAAACAACAAAGUCGAUGUUUAUCAGCUUGAGACUGCAUCUCUCUCUGGCAGCAUCACAAAUGAAAAAAGAAUCUCAUCUGUUAGUUUUUUUACAGAAUCUAUUCUUGCUGUAGCUGGUGAUGAAGAAUUUGUAAGGCUUUAUGACACUGACUUACAGCGAUGCCUUCUUGAAUUUAAAGCACAUGCAAAUAGGGUAAAAUCAGUCUACUGUUUUGAAAUUGAAAAUUCCAACAUCAUUGUUACUGCAUCAAAUGAUGGCUUCAUUAAGCUGUGGAAGCUGAACAAGGAAAUUUUUAGUUCUCCAGUUCUUCUUGGUGAAGUGAACACAGGAGCAAGGAUAACAUGCCUAACCGUAUGGCUGUCAAGUCUAAAUGAGAUGCCCCUAAAAUCUGGAAAUGUUGCGCAACAGCCUGAAGAAAAAAAUGAAACUAAGCCAUUCGUCAAGAAGUUGUCGUCAAAACCUGCAGUUACAGAAGCCAUUCACAAAUUGCAGGAUACAGAGAGUCACUGUCAAAGAAAAAAAAGAAAAACAGAUGAUCAGACAACUAAGAAAAAGGCAAAAUUAAGCUGAGAGGAUAUUUCCUCUGCUGUUCAUCUUAAUUGGUGCCUUGCUUGUGUGUGCCUGUUUUGAACAGAAUGAAUUAAACAGUAUGUUAGCAUACCUUGUAAGACUGUUGCCAGAAUCGAUAUAGAUGAAAUGAAAUAUUGAAGUUUGAUCUGAAAAAUGCAUUUCGUGUGUAUCAAAAAAAUACACUUGUGUCUCCAAUAAAGCAGGAGGGCUAGCAAAAUUCUGGUUUCUGUUGAAGUGAUACAGACAUAUGUUUGUAAAGUGCAGAACUGUAGUUGUGACUAUUGUUAAGUCACAUUCACAGCCGUAUCCUCUAGAACCCAAUGCCAUUCCCCAGUCUGGCAACCCUCAGCUAUCUUAACUGUUAGUUGAAGAAAAAAAAGUACUCCCUGAUAAUGACACUCCUUGUAUUAUGAGCGAGCCAGGUCAGGUCAGUGUCCUUUUUUUCUGAUGGGCACUCCUCAACAGAGCAGAAAAAAAGUCC
Molecule: messenger RNA, 1740 nt
Organism: Protopterus annectens (West African lungfish)
Lineage: Eukaryota; Metazoa; Chordata; Ceratodontiformes; Protopteridae
Gene: PAK1IP1
Product: PAK1 interacting protein 1
Exons: 10
Coding region: 147-1259 (370 amino acids)
Molecular function (GO): protein binding
Source: RefSeq, a predicted model, not a curated record